This is a messenger RNA of Puntigrus tetrazona (Sumatra barb), 1791 nucleotides long. RefSeq lists its product as uncharacterized. The transcript has 9 exons. Gene Ontology annotation, molecular function: protein binding. The record is from RefSeq and is a predicted model, not a curated record. NCBI's taxonomy places the organism in Eukaryota, Metazoa, Chordata, Actinopteri, Cypriniformes, Cyprinidae. The coding region runs from base 123 to 1514 and encodes 463 amino acids.
UGAUCCUCACAGCAGAUCAAGGGGGCAAGGUUGGAUCUAGAUGACAUAUCCCUAAAUCCACCAUUUUUGUGAGGCUACAGGAAAGUGAUCACAGUCUAUAAUAAUCACAGAGAGCAGCAGUGAUGAAGCUGGUAGUUUACACAGUUUUAUUAUUGUCUGUGUUGAGCUCACAGGCAGAGGAUGUUUUGUCACCUACAUUAGAUAUCAUUAGUGAAAUUAAAAAGAUUACACUCAUGGAGGAAAAGUUUAGUGUUCUUAAUGAUGAAAUCAAGGAAUUGAGAAGCAAGAAUGAAGUACUGACAACACAGCUGAAAAUCUUUGAAGAGAGGCUAGAGAUUUCAGAAAAUAUAAAAGUAGCAUUUUCAGCUUCACUGUCAGCUUUGGAGAACAACUACAAAUUUAUUGGCCCUUAUACAAGAGCAACCACUCUUGUGUAUGAAAAUGCCAUUACUAACAUUGGAAAUGUUUAUGACAACAAAACAGGAAUAUUCACUGCACCAGUAAAAGGAGUUUAUUUUUUCAACUUUGUGGUCUUCAAUCCUCAUGACAUAUCAACUGGUGUGAGACUGUUAAAGAAUGGCAAUUUUGUGGUCUCAGCAACAGAUAACCCUCCCAAGCAAGACACUGAAGAUACCGCAUGCAACUCAGUUAAUCUUAUUCUUGAAAAAGGGGACGUCAUAUAUCUUCAGCUCAUGGAGCACCGUCGUAUCUACACAGAUGGUAACAGACGUAACACUUUUAGUGGACACCUUCUUUUUCCCAUGUCUACAACAUUGGUACCAGACAGAAUGUUGAUUUUUAUAGCACUAGCAGUUUUAAUGCUCAACGUGUGGGCUAAAGCAGCAGAUGAUUUUUUUGUACCAAACAUAAACAUUCUCGAAGAACUGGGGAAAAUAAAAAUCAUGGAAACAAGGAUGGAAGCUAUGGAGAAGGAAAUGGAGCGACUAAAAACAGAAAAUACAGCACAAACAAAAAAGCUGGAAGACACAAAGAUCAAGAUGGAUGAACUAUUAAAAGAAAAUGAAGCACAAGCAAAGGAGCUGGUGAUCAUACAUAGCACAACAAAUGAUGUGAAGAACAAAAUGGAUAACCUAAUAAAACAAAAUGAAGAUUCAAAAGUGGCUUUCUCAGUAUCUCUGUCCUCCUCUAAUGGACCACACAGUAGUUUACACACCCUGAUUUACAAACACAUCUUCCUCAAUACUGGAGAUGCCUAUGAUGCAAGCACAGGAAUUUUUACAGCACCAAUGAAGGGAGUGUAUGUAUUCAGGGUUUUCUCUAAGGCCUACGGAAGUCGAGAUAAAGCAGUUGUCGCAGGCCUGUUUAGAAACGGCCAGCAUGAAGUUUCAACAUAUGCACGACAAGAUGGUGGUUUUAUCGGCUCAUCCAAUGGACUUUCUUUGUUGCUGGAAAAGGGAGAUAAAAUAUGUGUAAAUCUCUAUCCUGGAUAUUGGAUUUUUGACAAUGAACAUCAUCACAGCACCUUUAGUGGACAUCUGCUUUUCCCCAUGUGAAUAGAAAAUACAUAAGGUUUGCUCAUUAGCAUUUUUGUAUAUCAAUGUGUAAUGACACAAAAUGUUAAAUUCACAUUUUUUUUUUCAUUCUAUAAGCCUAUAUGUUUAAAUGAAUGUGAUACGCAAUACAAAUCAAGUCAAUUUGAUCUAGUAUAACUGAUACCUCAGAUGUAACACCUUUAUUUAAGGAACCUAUAAUAUUAAACACGUGCUCUGUGUAUGCGUCUAUGUUAGAUAUUUCUCUAAAAUAUUUGGAAAUUAAAAUAGGUCUAUAUGA